Malassezia restricta is the source of this 573-nucleotide messenger RNA. Its product is annotated as AMMECR1 family protein. NCBI's taxonomy places the organism in Eukaryota, Fungi, Basidiomycota, Malasseziomycetes, Malasseziales, Malasseziaceae. The record is from RefSeq and is a predicted model, not a curated record. The transcript has a single exon. Bases 1 to 573 code for a protein of 190 amino acids.
AUGAGGGAGGCGGACAGGCGGCAUGCCCUCUUCUGCUUUGGCGUGCUGAGGGCGGCGCUGGGCUUGUGUGCGAUGCCGGGCGAUGACGAGCUGCCGGACGAGUGCGUGCGGCUGUUUGUGUCGUGGCACUUGGUCACGGACGGCGCGCGUCAUUUGCGUGGGUGUAUCGGGACGUUCGAGCCGCAGCCGCUCGCACAGGGCCUGCGUGCCUACGCGAUCCGGUCGGCAUGCCACGACAAGCGCUUUCCGCCGAUCUGCGCAGCUGAGCUGGAGCGUCUGGCGUGCACGGUGAGCCUCCUGACGCCCAUGGAGGUGUGUGCAGACUGGCUGGACUGGGAUCUGGGCGUGCAUGGCGUGUACGUCCGCCUGGAGGGCGGAGCGAGCGCGACGUUCCUGCCAGAGGUCGCACCGGCGCAGGGCUGGACGAAGGCCGAGACGAUCGAGCGCGUGAUCCGCAAGGCCGGGUGGACGGCGCCCAUUACAGACACCGUGCUGCGGCACGCGACGCUCCUGCGGUACACGUCCACGCAUGCGACGGUGACGUACGAUGAAUACAUGCUAUACACUAGGUAG